This is a messenger RNA of Physcomitrium patens, 4439 nucleotides long. RefSeq names its product stromal processing peptidase, chloroplastic. NCBI's taxonomy places the organism in Eukaryota, Viridiplantae, Streptophyta, Bryopsida, Funariales, Funariaceae. Gene Ontology annotation, molecular function: metal ion binding. The record is from RefSeq and is a predicted model, not a curated record.
CUUUUUCUCUGUUUCUAUCCCUCCCUCCCUCUUGUGUUUCUAAUCCCUCCCGGGAGUGCAGAUUCCUUGAUUCCGUCUCUCGGGGGAGGCUCUCGUGAAUCGCGACGUACUCUAGGGUGGUGCCUCUCACGUGGAAAAACCUCAUCCUCUCUGUAGGCUCCGUGUGCUACAGAUUUGGUGUUGAAGGGAGGAAGGAAUUUUGCUUCAUUCUCUGGUUUGAUUUCUUCAUUUUUUUUAGGUCUUGGGUUGUUAGGAAGAAGAAGAAGAAGAAGAAGACGAAGAAGAAGGUUUGGGGCUGUGGUCUGUCGGGUUGAAGGGCAACCAUGGCAGCGAUGCUGGCGGUUCCUGCUGUGGGGGUGGUGCGGUUGCAGCAGGAUGGCUGGCUGGCGUCGCCGCGCGCUCGGGUGACAUCUAGUCGAAUUUCAGGUUCUGGUGUGACGGCAAUUAGCGGCAGGACUGUUGCUAGUGCGGUGGUUGCGGGGGUGGAUUCGGAGCGCCAUGGUCGCGCUUUUUUUCAAAUUGCGUCUUCCAAGCAUAGAUGGUUAAAAGGUGGGGAUGGCAAGAUCGAAUUAAAGAGACUACAAAGAAGGGUUAGUGUGCAGCAACGCCAUGUCAAUCUACCAGCUCCAAAACGCGUUGUUUGUGGGACUUGUGGUAAUUUAAGGCGGAAGACAAGCUUAAAUUGGGUAGCUCCAAGUCCUCGCAACUUUCACAGUUACAAUGGACUGCGGAGAGUCCUUUCGAAUAGAUCACUUUUUCUGACACAGGCCACGACAGGUCCCCAUGAACCUCACGCGGCAAACUUGGCCUGGCUGCCGGAGGAAGGUGUAAUUGAGGAUGGAAAACAAUCGCAGGCUUUACAAGAUGAGCUAGGAAGCGAAAUUAAUGAAGCUGAUUUUUUAGUGUCCAAGCUGCCUACACAUCCCAAAUUGCACCAUGGGCGUUUGGCCAACGGUUUACAAUAUGUUAUUCUGCCCAACAAAGUGCCUCCAAACAGAUUUGAGGCACAUAUGGAGAUGCAUGUUGGCUCCGUUGAUGAAGCAGAAAACGAACAGGGUAUUGCGCACAUGAUAGAACAUGUGGCUUUCCUUGGGAGCAAGAAGCGUGAAAAGCUUUUAGGGACAGGCGCUCGUUCAAAUGCGUAUACAGAUUUUCAUCAUACAGUCUUUCAUGUACAUUCACCUGUUACCGCUCAAGGCUCCCAAGAGCCCUUGCUUCCUCUUGUGUUGGAAGCACUUCAUGAGAUUGCGUUUAAGCCUAAAUUCUUGGCAUCACGCGUUGAGAAGGAGAGAAGAGCAGUGCUAUCGGAGUUACAGAUGAUGAAUACCAUUGAGUACAGGGUCGAUUGUCAGCUCCUACAGCACUUGCAUUCAGAGAACAUGCUAGGUUAUCGCUUUCCAAUAGGUUUGGAGGAGCAAAUAAAGAAGUGGGACCCUGAAACAAUUAAAGCUUUUCAUGAACGUUGGUAUUUCCCAGCGAAUGCCACUCUUUUUAUUGUUGGUGAUAUUGGCAGCAUCAGUCGGACUAUAGAGAUGAUCGAGGCACAAUUUGCUUCAACACCAGCAGGGGUGAUCACAUCGACCAACACUUCCUUGGAGAACAUUAACCCAACUGCCAUGACAGUUGCAACCUUGAAGGAAAGACAUGCUAUUAGACCCCCGGUACAACACACAUGGUCCUUGCCAGGUGCUGAGAACCAGCUAAAAAAACCGGUUAUCUUCCAACAUGAGCUUCUUCAGAACUUCUCCAUCAGCUUAUUCUGCAAGACUCCCGUACAAAAAGUUCAGACCUUUUCUGAUUUGAGAGAUGUUUUAAUGAGACGAAUCAUUCUAUCAACGCUUCAGUUUCGCAUAAAUACACGCUAUAAGAGCGCCAAUCCGCCAUUCAAUGGAAUCGAGCUGGACCACAGUGACUCAGGUAGAGAAGGAUGUACUGUUACUACUCUUACAGUAACCGCUGAGCCUAAUCAUUGGGAAGGCGCCGUUAAAGUCGGAGUCCAAGAGGUUAGAAGGUUACAUAAAUUUGGAGUAACAAGAGGAGAGCUUCAUCGUUAUUUGAAUGCUUUGCUUAAAGACAGCGAACAUCUUGCAGCAAUGAUAGACAACGUACCGUCUGUUGAUAAUCUUGACUUUAUCAUGGAAAGUGAUGCCCUGGGCCACACUGUCAUGGACCAACAACAAGGUCAUGAAAGUCUGAUGGCUGUUGCCAGCACGGUUACUCUGGAAGAUGUGAAUGCGGCUGGCGCAAAAAUGUUGGAGUACAUCGCUAACUUUGGACUUCCCAGUGCACCUUUACCAGCUGCAAUAGUUGCAUGCGUACCAAAGUAUCUUCAUGUUGAAGGAGUGGGAGACAAGGACUUCGACAUCACCCCUGAGGCUAUCCUUGGUGCAAUUUCUGAUGGACUCAUCGAGCCUUUGGCUGCGGAACCUGAGCUUGAGGUUCCAACAGAACUUUUGAGUUCAGUCCAACUCGCUGCUCUGCACAUGAAUAGACAACCGCGGUUCGUCCAAGUAAAGGAUGGUGAGGAUUCGAUGAAGCUCAUGGAUGAUUCAACUGGUGUCAUUCAGCGUCGAUUAUCCAAUGGCAUCCGUGUAAACUACAAGAUGACUCAAAAUGAAGCUAGAGGAGGAGUCUUGAGGCUAGUUGUAGCUGGUGGAAGAGCACAGGAGAAGCCUGACGCUAGCGGGGCGGUAGCUGUAGGUGUGCGGACUCUCAGUGAGGGUGGAGCCGUUGGUGGAUUUUCUAGAGAGCAGGUGGAAUUGUUUUGUGUGGGAAACUUGAUCAAUUGCGUGCUUGAAGCAGACGAGGAGUUCUUGUGUAUGGAUUUUCAUUUUACACUUCGUGAUGGUGGCAUGCGUGCCACUUUUCAGCUGCUACAUAUGGUUCUGGAGCAUAACGUAUGGCUGGACGAUGCCUUGGAUAGAGCUAAGCAGCUCUAUCUGUCACAUUAUCGAGCGAUGCCUAAGAGUUUAGAGCGGGCGACUGCUCAUCGGUUAAUGCGCGCUAUGUUCAAUAGUGAAGAGCGCUUUAUUGAACCUUCACCUGAAGCUAUUGAAAAGCUGAUGCUACCCAUUGUGCGGGAUGCCGUGAUGAAGCAGUUGGUUCCAUCCAACAUGGAGGUAUGUGUUGUCGGUGACUUCACAGAAAGUGAAGUUGAAUCGUGUUUGCUAGAUUAUCUCGGAACUGUCACCCCUGCCAAUGACGAGCAGUUGCAGUGUAUCGAAGAGGAGAAGCCCGUAGUAAUUAAUGCAAGUUCUACUCCUGAACUGCGAAGCCAGCAGGUGUUUUUAAGGGACACAGACGAGAGAGCGUGUGCGUAUAUAGCUGGAGCUGCCCCCAAUAGAUGGGGAUUCACUUCAGAUGGGCGAGAUUUAAAUACUCUGAUUGAACCCGUUCCUCCAUCAUUAUCAGAGGAGCAAGCUAGAGCGUUGGCUCCACCUGGUGUAGAAGUAAUUAAGGAUAGUAAUGAUAUUCUUUGCUGGAAGAGGCACCGUCAUCCCUUGUAUGCAUCCGUCGCAUUGACACUUUUGGCAGAGAUUAUCAAUGCUCGGUUGUUUACAACAGUUAGGGAUGCGUUAGGUUUGACGUAUGAUGUAUCUUUUGAGCUGAGCCUCUUUGAUCGGCUGAAGGCCGGCUGGUUUGUCAUAUCUGUUACUUCAACCCCUGCUAAGAUAAAAUAUGCUGUUGAUGCAUCUCUAAAUGUACUUCGUAGUAUUCAAGGCAGCAGAAUAAAUCAAAGAGAACUUGAUCGGGCAAAGAGGACACUUUUGAUGAGACAUGAGUCUGACUCAAAAGACAAUACAUAUUGGUUAGGAUUGCUCACACAUCUUCAGGCUCCUUCUGUGAGUAGGAAGGAUGUGGGUUGUUUACGGGAUUUGCCGUUCCUUUAUGAAGUAGCAACAGCAGAGGAUGUGUACAACGCCUACAAUUACCUCAGUCUGGAUGAAACAUCCCUGUUCACAUGCAUGGGAAUUGCUGGAGCAGAAGUCGACAAAGAAACUGUGAUACAAGAAGUCAUUGAAGAUGAGGAGUCUGUUGCAACCAUGCCUAUGACACAUGGUCGUGGAAUGUCCACAAUGACUCGACCAACAACUUGAGCAAUAGAUUUUUGUUAAAAAGUGCUAUGCCGUGUUAAUCCUGCAAGACAUUCACAAAACAUGUCAUAAGUUUUUGGUUUGAUAGCAUGUAGUUGUAUUAUAUUGUCUAUCCUUACUGCAGAGCCUACUGGUUACAAAUCUGAGAGGAUUUAAGUGCGUUUAUCUUCGCAAAAGAUUAGUGGUGAAAUACCAUGAUUUGAAUGUAGUUUGCAUGGCUGUUGUGUAGCAAUUUUUCUACUCCAGAUCUCGCAAUUGAGGAUUUUAGAGAUUUCCAUAAAUGUUCUUAAAAACCACAAUAUUGAUUCUCACAAUACUGCAUUUUCUAGUUAACUCGCUACGAAA